AUGUCUUACACGAUAUCGAUGGCUGAAAAGCCGAUACCACACAUAUCCGAAGCCGAUUGGAAAGCAAAAAUCUGGAACAUGAAAGCUGUGGGUCAAACAAAAGCGGAAAAUUCAUACGAAUUGAGGAAUGACGUCAGGCAAACGCGUAACGAAGCCGUCAUCAUAAGGAGAUGGACGAAUUAUCAUAAUAAUUUAAAAAUAUCAGAUAGGCUGACGGAAAUACGAAGGUGGAUGAACAAAUUGGGUGGAGCUUUGCAAAAUUUAAAACUUCAAUCUGAACUUUUAAUGGCUGACAAAUUCGAAACGGAAAAAGAAAUUGAAAAAUAUUGUUGUUGUCUGAACACCAUUAGCGAAUGUAGAUUUCUUCGGGAUUCUAAAAAUAAAUUAAAUUUGGUUAACGAUAAUGUCGGACAAGAAUUACAAUCGGAAAUCGAAUCUUUGGAAUCAACUAAAAAAUAUUUAAGUGAAAAAUGUUUUUCUGCUUGGGAACAAAAUAAUAGGAUCACAUCACUCAUAUACACACUCGAAAACGAUAUAGCCGAUAAGGGAGAAGCAUUGGAAAUUGAUUUAAACGUAUUAAAAUUGGAUAGCACGAGCGCUUCUGCCACGUACAAACCCGACGUUCUUAGACUUCCCGAUAAAGUCUUGCCUAUAGAAGUGUGGCUCGAAAGAGCACAAGCAAAUUGUACGAGUGCGGAUAACGAAUGUUUGACGGCGACUAAAAUGAGAGAAUCAUUAUCACUGGCACGUGAAAGAUCAAGAAUGGAUUAUUUGGCACAAUAUGAAGCCACGAAUUAUGCAUUGAGAAAAAGAUCGUAUGAAACAUUGCGUUUAAAAACGGAAUUGGAAUAUCAGAAAAAAAAUAUACUUGACGAAAUGGAAAAAUUAAGCAAAGAACUUGAAAGAUUGAAAAUGUGUAAAGAAGAAACGAUUAAUUAUUUAAAAUGUGCCGAAUCGAGAUUGGAAUCGCGAAAUCAACGUCCCGCAAAUGAAGCAACCAGAGACGAUGCACAAAUUGGAUUACACGAAGAAGUCGUAAAACUUCGGCAAACCAUCGAAGAUUUGGAUGCGAAAAUUGCUAAAAUCAAAUCGACGUACAAUCAAAUGGAAUCCUACAUACUCGAAUUGGAAACUGAAAUUAAAUAUCAAGAGCAAAGCAUUAAACUCGACGAUCAAGCAUUAUCCAUACACGAAUCAAUACUUCAAAUGAUACCUAUAUCUCAAAUUGAUAAAACAAUUGAAUUAUUUAACAUGUCGAAAGAACUUCCACCGGAACAACCGGUCGUCCUAUAA
Pediculus humanus corporis (human body louse) is the source of this 1293-nucleotide messenger RNA. RefSeq names its product Tektin-2, putative. NCBI's taxonomy places the organism in Eukaryota, Metazoa, Arthropoda, Insecta, Psocodea, Pediculidae. Bases 1 to 1293 code for a protein of 430 amino acids. Gene Ontology annotation, biological process: cilium assembly; cilium movement involved in cell motility. Gene Ontology annotation, cellular component: microtubule cytoskeleton; nucleus. The transcript has 6 exons. The record is from RefSeq and is a predicted model, not a curated record.